AUGGAAGUGAUUCUCCUAAAGUGCCUGAGGAAAAGUGCGUCAAUUUCUGAUGCAAAUGCUGGACGGCUCUGUGGUACUCUGGAAGCCAAAUGGUUACAGUUGAUGAAUGGUGGAAUGGCGUUGCCGCAACUGCCCUGUUUGAAAAUGGAGCACAUCGGCUUAAUGGAGCUUCGCCGGAUUCCGGGCGAUCGAAAAGAACGGCUGAAAAAUGGAUGUUCAUCUCCAGACGGAUGGCGCGUGACUCCUUCUGCGUCGGUGGAGUUCCAUCUGGUCUUCGGUGAAGAUGACGACGUCGUAAGCAAAGAGCAGAUGGGUGAGUCGUUCUCCGUAGAUGUUAAUUACGCCACUCUGGUUCCAGGGGAUUUCACAGGGAUUCCAGCGCCGUCGAAAGAAACCUAG
Soboliphyme baturini is the source of this 399-nucleotide messenger RNA. The record is from the annotation of a GenBank genome assembly. Lineage: Eukaryota; Metazoa; Nematoda; Enoplea; Dioctophymatida; Soboliphymatidae.